Sporisorium graminicola is the source of this 1257-nucleotide messenger RNA. RefSeq lists its product as uncharacterized. NCBI's taxonomy places the organism in Eukaryota, Fungi, Basidiomycota, Ustilaginomycetes, Ustilaginales, Ustilaginaceae. Gene Ontology annotation, molecular function: RNA binding. The record is from RefSeq and is a predicted model, not a curated record. The transcript has a single exon. Gene Ontology annotation, biological process: exonucleolytic trimming to generate mature 3'-end of 5.8S rRNA from tricistronic rRNA transcript (SSU-rRNA, 5.8S rRNA, LSU-rRNA); CUT catabolic process; U4 snRNA 3'-end processing. Gene Ontology annotation, cellular component: nuclear exosome (RNase complex); cytoplasmic exosome (RNase complex). Bases 1 to 1257 code for a protein of 418 amino acids.
AUGUCAGCAACAGCCUCAAGAUCAGUUGCCUCGAUCGGCACUGCUGCGCAAGCUUCCUUGAGCUCGGAUGCGCUGCCGCCGUUCGUCAUUCGUGCCAGCAGCUCUCGACCGUCUACUUCCAAGAACACCACAGCUACACCCAAGCGUCGAUUGAAAGGAUGCAACACGCCAUCCAGGCUGGUACACUACUCAGGAGAGGCACACCCGGCCUCUUCCUCCUCUCGCCUCUCACGAUAUGCGCCGACGUUCACCAAGGACGAUAUGGAUGUGGACCAGGACGAUAUGGAAGCAGCGGAGGAGGAAGAUCACGACGUCAAGAUUGCCGUAGCCGGCGCGAGCAUCGCCUCUUCGCACGUCUUCAUGAAGGGUCAUGGAACAUUCUUAUCGGCGAACACAGACGAGAUCCUGUCGUCGAUGUGCGGUACCGUCGAACGCGUGAACAAGUUGAUAUCCGUGCGUCCUGCUCGCUCCAGAUAUGCUGCCGAAGUGGGUGACCUGGUCAUUGGCCGUGUCACCGAAGUGGGCCCCAAGCGAUGGAAGGUUGACAUCAACGCCAAGACCGACUCAGCCUUGCAACUCUCGUCGAUCAAUCUACCGGGAGGCAUCCAAAGGCGAAAAGUGGAGAGCGACGAGCUGCAGAUGCGCAACUUCUUCCAGGAAAACGACCUGCUCGUCGCCGAAGUCCAGAUGAUGUUCCAGGACAACUCAUCCGCUCUGCAUACACGUUCUCUGCGCUAUGGCAAACUCAAAAACGGCGUUCUCGUCACCGCGUCACCCAAUCUCAUCCAGCGCCUCAAAUCGCACUUCGUACAUCUCAAAGACGACGAGCUCGCCUUGGACGUCGACCUCAUCAUUGGCCUCAACGGAUACAUCUGGAUCGCCAAGCACUUCCCGUACAGUCAACCGUCCAACUCGAGUAGCGGCAGCGGAGGCGGAGAAGGAGGAGGAGGAGGCAACGAGGGUCUCGCUGGCUCCGGUGUUGGUAUGGACAUCGAUGCUACCUACUCGGACCAGAACGAUGCUGACUUGAGCGUGGAGCUGCGACGCCAGAUUCAGCGCGUUGCGAAAUGCAUCCAUGUUUUGGAUGCGUACCACCACCCGAUCUCGGACGUCACGAUCCACUCGCUGGUCGACAUUUCGGUUGUGUACGUCGGACCGAUCCUCCAGCAGAACGAGCAGCAGGACUGGCACCGCGACGUCAACCUUACCUCGCUCAUGAUCGCGCAGCUGCGGUCCGGGUCCAGCUUGGCCGAGUAG